GGCUACCAUCUCUCCACCAUAUGUGGGCCUGGAGAUGCACGGCCCGCUCAAACAAGCAACCCAACUAGUCCUAAUAUGUCUUAAGACAAAGGUCGUUAAGAAAGCCCAACAAAAUUCUGGCGGUGGCGGGAACGAAACAGACAAUGGCCGCUGAUCGGUUCCCAGAAAAUGGGAUCUGCUCUCCCUUUGCCUUCCUUCGCAUCUCCAAGUUGCAGCUCAGAAAUGUCGAACCCUGUUGUCCGAUACAGGGAACUAGGUUACGAAGAAGCUCUGGCCAAAGUCCACCGCUAUCCGAUCGUCUGCAGGGAGCUCAGCUCGAUCCUCAGGGAAGCUUACCCCAAGCUCCCUAAGAAUCUCCAAUCCAUGAUCUUCGACGACACUCUCGCCGCGUUUCGUCUCCUUCCCCAGAUGGAGAUGCAGAGUGCUGUUUCGGCAGCCCAUCUUCUCUGCCAGAGCGCCGAGGCUGCACUCCCCAAGCAGAAGAAGAACUUGGCAGUCUCGGAAUUCAGGCAUGCCAAGGUUGCUCAGAAGAGGCGAUGGAAGGCUCAUCACAGGGAAGAAACUACUGCAGAGCUGCCACAAGACGUAUUAGCCCACGUCUUCAGCUUCCUCGACACGCAGUCUUUAGCUUUGGCGGGGAAUGUGUGCUGGUCAUGGAAUGUUGCUUCUAACAACAACCUCCUCUGGCAAGCUCACUAUGCUGAAGUAUUUGGUAGUAGCAGCGACUCUAUAGGACGAAAAACGAAGAAGAGUACACACUCUAUUCAGGAAAAUGUAAAUGGUGAAGGAACCAGUGUAGAUUGGAAAGAGGCAUUUAAAAGAGCCUACCGUGGCAAUUGCUCCAAGCGACUAGCAUCUAACAGGGGAUACUGCAACCGCUGCAAAGCAGUAGUUUGGCUUGAUAGUAUGAAAUGUUGUAGCUGUAAUGAAGCCCAAGGAAGAUCAAAACAAUCACAAAUCACACACAUUACGUCUGAUCAGGUUGUUGCCUAUUUAUUGCAUGGUUGUUCGUCGCUGUUAUCUUCCUCGGACAGUGAUAGUGACUCGGAUGAAGAGAUCAUGUCCAGCUUAUGGUUUUACGCGAAGCACAUUACUGGUUGAAAUCUGGCUAAGGAGUAGCAGAGUUUCUCAUUAUGUAGUAUUCAUUUCACUAUCCAAGAAAUGCUGAGUGAAGUUGUUCAUUUGUUCAGACACUGUCUUCAGGGAGUCCUGAAAGAGCUUAAUUACUUUGUAAUCUUGAAAAGGAUGUAAUAGUUCACUUCCAGUUAGAUUAAAAUCGUCGAGGAUCGCCAUGCUUAAUUACUUUGUAAUAUUGAAAAAGAUGUAAUAGUACACUUCCAGUUAGAUUAAAAUCGUCAAGGAUUGACAUCCCGGGUUCGUGUAACCUCUCUUCUUCUGGAAGCUGAGUAUUUGUCCAACCUCGCGUUGGUGUUAGUACAGCGUUGGUGUUGCGCAGCGACGGUGUAAUGAAUGGUGUGUGAUGCC
Linum trigynum is the source of this 1485-nucleotide messenger RNA. The record is from the annotation of a GenBank genome assembly. NCBI's taxonomy places the organism in Eukaryota, Viridiplantae, Streptophyta, Magnoliopsida, Malpighiales, Linaceae.